Musca vetustissima is the source of this 5662-nucleotide messenger RNA. RefSeq names its product tyrosine-protein phosphatase non-receptor type 23 (gene mop). Gene Ontology annotation, biological process: protein dephosphorylation; protein transport to vacuole involved in ubiquitin-dependent protein catabolic process via the multivesicular body sorting pathway; endocytic recycling. Gene Ontology annotation, cellular component: endosome. The coding region runs from base 18 to 5648 and encodes 1876 amino acids. The record is from RefSeq and is a predicted model, not a curated record. The transcript has 12 exons. NCBI's taxonomy places the organism in Eukaryota, Metazoa, Arthropoda, Insecta, Diptera, Muscidae. Gene Ontology annotation, molecular function: protein tyrosine phosphatase activity; protein binding.
GCAAUUAAAAAAGGAGAAUGGAGGCUGUUCCAAGGCUUCAUAUGCUUUGGUUUCCCAGUAAAUCAAGUCCCGAGGGAACAUCAUUUGCUGGUCUGAAAAGGUAUAUUGCCGAAUUUUAUCAAGAAAAUCCAGAUAACUACUCCAAAGAGCUGUAUGCAUUGGAGACAUUGCGAAAUCAGGCCUUGAAUACACCCAAAGAUAAUUGUGCUAUACUGAAGCGAUAUUUUUGCCAAUUAGAAUCGCUGCUCAAUCGUUUUCCCAAACUCCGUGAUAAAAAGGUCAUCUUUCAGUUCACCUGGAAAGAUUUGUACCAGAACAAAGUCCAUGAAUACAAUGAUAUUGGCUAUGAACAAGCUGCAGUACUAUUUAACAUAGCUACUGCCCACACACAGGCUGGGGCCUCAGUGGAUCGUACCGAUGUUGAGGGCAUGAAGCUGGCCUGUACCCAUUUCCAAUGUGCCGCUUGGGCAUUUGGAGAGAUACGUGAACGUUACAUAAACAUGGAUGAGUUUGGUGAUUGUUUUACCACUGAACUAUUGGUAUUUAUGCAACAGGUAUCCUUGGCCCAGGCCCAAGAAUGCAUAUUGGAAAAAUCGUUGAUUGAUAAUCGUAAACCGAACAUAGUGGCCAAGGUGACGGCUCAAAUUGUGGUGUAUUAUGGAGCUGCUUUGGCUGCAUUGUUGACGGGUGGUGAUGAUGGACCAGUGGCCUCCGUGGUGGAUUCUGCCGUCUACAAACAAUGGAAGAAAUAUGUCCGCUUUAAAAUCUCCUAUUUGAAUUGUAUUUUGUAUUUGUAUCAGGGUCAGCAUGCCGAGGAGCAAAGGAAAAUGGGUGAGAGGUUGACUCUCUUUGAGGCCGCUUGGGAAAAACUUGAAGAGGCCCGCAAGGAGUCCAAGGGUCUACCCGAUCAAAAAGAAAUCAACGAGUCAUUGAUAUUCACCGCCGAUGUGGUCGAGGGCAAACGUAAAAAUGCCAAAAAUGAAAAUGAAUUCAUUUAUCAUGAACCCGUACCCGAAUUGGCCAGCAUAAGUGCAGUACAGGGUGCCAAUUUAGUCAAUGGCAUUAGUUUUUCCGUAACAGAUCCUGAGGUAGCUGGUGAAGAUAUAUUUGCCCGUCUGGUACCCAUGAAAGCCCAUGAGGCCAGUUCCCUUUACAGUGAAGAGAAAGCCAAACUUUUACGUAAAUAUGGAGCAAAAAUUGAAGAAAGGGAUAGUGAGCUGGCCAGUUUUAUGAGCUCCCUGACCUUGGACAAUUUAAACAUCAAUGAGGAAAAAGCCAAUAAAAUUCCCCAAGGCAUUGUCGACCGUUGUGCUGCCUUGAAUGCCAACACCUCAGCUAUACCCGAAUUGGUGGCAUCCAUGUCACGUUUGGCAGAAAUUUGUACAGAUGUCGAAGCCAAUCUAAAAGAGAUAUCACAAAUUCUCGCCCAAGAAGAUAAAGAAGAAAAGGAAUUUCAACAGUUGACCGGUGUCCAGAGAACACCAAAUGCCCACAUAACAGAAUUGUCGAGAGAAUUUCUAAAAUAUAAUGAAGCCCAUAAUCGUGCAGGAGAAUCCAAUGACACUCUACGCAAAGCAAUGGAACUGCAUAUAAAUAAUUUGAAAAUCUUGGCAAAGCCAUUGCAGGAAAUACAACAAUCGGUCCCAAAAUUGAGUUCUGAACUUAAUACCGCUGAAGUUUUUAAGGAUGUCAAAUUGAUUGUCAAUAAGGUCAAUGAAAUGAAGGCUCAAAGAUCGCAAUUUCAUGCUGAUUUGCGCAUUGCCGUCAAUGAUGAUGAUAUUACAUCGAAAAUUAUUGCGCACGAUUCAGAGGAAGAUUUGCAAGGGCUCUUCGAAAGAGAAUUGGCCAAACAUGAACGUUUAACUCAGUUAAUUGAUCAGAAUCUGUUGGCCCAAGAUAAUAUUUUGAAGGCCUUAACGGAAUCAUAUGCCAAGGCGGCACCGGUUUUAAAGACCUUAGCUGAUGUUAAACAUAAGCGAGAGAGUUUCUUUGCUUCGCUGGCAGCUUCUUAUGAUGUGUAUGAAGAUUUGUUGGCCAAGUCGGCUAAAGGUUUGGAGUUCUAUAAUAAAUUAUCUGCCAAUGUCCAAAAACUUUUGUCACGCUGUAAAUCCGCACGUGAUGUCCAAUCCGAGGAACGCCAACAACGCUUGAAAAGUGUUAACAAUAAACCAAGCCCCUCCCCUUUGCCCACAGAUACCACAUAUUCAUCCGCAACCGUAUCGCAAACUCCAAAACUACGUGACUAUUUGAAAGCUAAAAAUGCUGCAAAGGAAAAAAAUAUGGCUUUGGGCAAUACCAACAAUCCAGCAGCCUAUAAUCUUAAUGCUGCCCAAUAUAUACCACCAGUAAGACCCAAUCCAUUGGGUUCAGAAAAUCCCACACAGGCGGUUUGCUCAGGAGGCACCUACUAUCCGAAUACCGCAUCAGGAAAUACUGUACCACCAACUGUGGGUCCCAAUGAACCACCACCACCCUACAGUCUACAACAACAGCAAUAUUAUGAUCCCAACGGAGCCGGUUACACCAAUCCUAUGUAUUAUCAAUAUCAACAGAAUGUGGCACCACCAGCCUAUAAGCCACAAGCUUCACCCAAUUCACAAUUUACCAAUUUAAAUGUGAAUAUGGCAAAUUUGUCGUUGCAACAAUCAAGUGGUGGUGCGGCUAAUAGUCCAAAAAUGCCCUACAGUCAAAGUCCAUACAGUAAUCCAGGUGCAGGAAAUGCAAAUGUCUACAAUAAUCAAAAUCCAAUGAAUAACAGCAUUCCAUCAACAAAUCUACAACAACAGAAUAACUAUAAUGCCUCGCAUGCAAUGAAUAAUCCACAAAUGAUGGGAAUGUAUGGUGGUAACAUGAAUACACAACAGACUUCACUACAACAACAACAACAGUAUAUGCCUGGAAAUUCAGUCUACAAUACAUCAACGGCAACAUUAUCUCAACAAAUGCCGGUGGCUUACACUCAAGCCUAUUCCUCGCCAGUUACGACCACUGGAGGCAAUGCUACUCAAAUGUAUACAUCCCCUGUUGUCACGACAGCCUCAACCACGGCAACACAACCCCAAUAUUUGUAUGGCACCAACACAGCUAAUUAUCAACAAAAUCCAACCAUGCCCAAUAACAAUUUCAAUAAUUCCCCCGCCCAAAAUAAUAACACUAAUGUACCUCCCAGUCAACCAUUGUAUGUGGCCACCAAUCAAAUUGUACCACCAACAAUACAAGCACCAUAUAUUGUAAAUAAUCAAGUUGCAGGAAAUCCGACUUUGCAACAAUUUCAGCCUCCAACUGGAGGCCAGUUGACAAAUCAAAAUCUACCGGGACAAAAUGUGAAUCCUCAAGUGAAUGCCAAUAUUCCAAGUCAACAACAGCAACAAAUGAUUACUCCUGCAGCAGCUGCUGGUGGACAAGCAAACACAUUCUCAAAUAUGCCUAUAGUGGCUAGAAAUCCUUCGAAUCAAGCAGCAAUGCCGAUGGCUCCAAAUGUGUCGGGAUCAAUUGCACCAGGACAGUCACCUUAUACUUUACCAGGAAAUGCUGCACAAACUCCAUCCAGUGGAAAUGCAAAUGCAGUUCCAAAUGUUGUUACCACCACCCAAGCUAAUUCUAGCACAUCAACUGGUGGUGUUUUGAGGAAAACAUCUUCAUCCACAAUGCAUCCUGGCUAUAGCUAUAAUCCACAAAGUGGUACAUUUGAUUAUGGCAGUGGUUAUCAUCAGGCAGCACCCAAUAAUCAACCAUUUUAUGGUCAAUAUACUACUGGCGCCCAACCCAUAAAUUCUCAAGUGGGUACAACAGACUCCAAAAGUUCGGGCAAAACUAAUUUGUCCACGGGUUUUGAUGCCCCCAUUGUGUCACACACAAAGACAAGUGCCCCGGUAAUAAAUCCCGAAAUAAAACCGACAAAUGAAAGUUAUUAUAAUCCACCAUAUGGCUAUCAAAAGAAUAAUAAUAAUACCGAUACGAUUACACCAAACCCCCAAAUACCAACAACAAAUUCAGCCAUACCACCAGCCGUUAAUACACCUGCGGCUAUAAACUAUGCUAUGCCACAGCAAAAUUAUUAUCAGCAACAGCAAUCUGCAACAUAUAUACAAAGUGGUAUGGGUACCACGGCCAAUACCCAAACUACCAAGAGUGUUAAUACCUAUGCCACAAGUAGUCAGCAUACACCAACAACACCAAAACCGGUAAAGACGGCAGCUCCCAAAACAUCUAACAUUGAUUUAUUAUCCGAUAUAGAUUUCUCCGGAGUCAUGGCUGUACCACCGCCAAUAUUACCGGAGCCAGCUUUAAAACCCGUGGUAGUUAAUAGUCCACCGGCUAGCCAGGUGGCUGCGGAAACACCACCCACCAAGACCACAUCAGUCACCGAGGAAGUUACACCUGAAAUUGCCUAUGUCAAUUCCCUUACCACCACACCCAUGGAGCUAACAUCUCCCAUCGAUUCUCCAGCUGUACGCAAAGCUAGUUUUGAUAAUCUUUCCAAUUGUUCGGAUAUUAGUUCUUUGGAUAAUUUUGAUUGGGAUUCCACUUCAAUGCGUAGCACCACAGAUAAACAUCAAAAUCUCGGCGAUAAACAUUCCAUAAUUUCUUCAUCCAAUUCGGCCACAUUCCAAAUGAAACCCAUUGAUCCCUUUACCGAUGAUAAAGUUUUAAAAUAUUUCCAUAAAGAAGUGGAACGUUUUGAAAAACUUGUCGAUUCGUUAAAUGUUAAAAUGCUGAAUGGCCAUACGGCAUUAUCGACCAAAUGGAAAGAAUUGCAAGAUCUUCUGGCCAAAGAUGCCAGCAGUCGUACUACCACUAUUGCAAAAUUAUUUCCCGAAAAGAAUCGUUCAUUGGAUUGUUUACCCUAUGAUCAUGCUCGAGUCAAAUUAGAUAAGGAGACAGAUGAUUAUAUUAAUGCUGCCUACAUAAAGAAUCUUGGCAGUGGUUGCCCUAAUUUGAUAAUUGCUCAGACUCCCCAGCAAAAUACCAUUAAUGAUUUUUGGUCCAUGAUAUGGUCACAGAAAGCUCGAACUGUGCUUUGUUUGCAUACACCAAAUGAGAUGUUAGAUCCAUUUUGGCCCCAAACCUUGGACAAAGAAUCGCAUUUCGACGAUUUCACUGUAAAAUGUGUAAAAAUAAUACAAUUAUCACACUGUGUGGAGUAUCAACUAAAUCUAAGUAUGUUGGGUUCAGAUGUCAUUAUACAAUUGGCCAUAUUGCAAAUAAAACAAUGGACUAAGAGUACACCCUCUAUGGUUGUGGGUAUUGCUCGUAAUGCCUCCCAGGCCCAUCAACAGCGUUGUAUGGAAUUCAAUGAUCCCCAAUCACCAUUGAUUAUGAAUUGUUUAACUGGUUCGGAGAGAUCGGAAUUGGUGGCGGUGGCCAUUUGUGCAAUAAUGGCCACACAAAAUAAACGACCCGUUUUAAUAAAUGUGGUCGAUGUUUGGCAUCGCAUUUGUCAACAACGCCAACAGGCCUUGAGAGAUAUUGAGACAUUGGAAGAAUCUUUGCAAAUUGUUUUGAAUCAUGCCCAUGAUGUUCUAAACAAACGUGGCAUAAUGACUUCAUAUCAAAUGAAGAUUGCACCACAGGUUACCGCCCAAGAAAAACAAGCUACUAAAGAUCCACUCAACGAAUUGGAUGCCUUGUGGAAAUUAAAAACCUAAUUGAAUGGUGUGCG